AUGCGUGGUGUUAUUAACCCGGCCGGAGGUUCCAAGCUGCAUAGCCGUGUUGCUGAGAAGACAAAUAACGGGAAACGUGAAAAAGAAAUAUUCCCUGUUCAAAUGGUUGAAAACUCUUACCUCCUCUCAAUUAACUUUGGUCAAAUGACAAGAAUUCCCACCACUUACAUUGUCACGAAGAGGCAGAGAGAGUUAAAGAAAGAAUUGAACAAGGUGGAUCGAAGGCAUGGAAAGAGGCCUUUCUCUUCUGAUGAAGCGUCGGAGGAGGAGAAAAAGCAAGAUUUCUUCAUUCCUUCUGGAUUAUUCCCAUCGCUAUCACAGACCCAAACACAAGAAGACACUUCGGCCUCUCCCUUUCCCUAUCUUAUCAGCUCCACUAGCACCCCCUUCCCAAUCCCACAAGUAACAACCUCUUCUGGUUUGAUUGAGACUCAGAUCAGCUCAUCCCAGAAUCUUCCACAAGGGAAUGUUAUAGAAAGGAAAAAACAUUAUAGAGGAGUUAGGCAGAGACCGUGGGGGAAAUGGGCCGCCGAAAUCCGAGACCCGAACAAAGCAGCAAGAGUGUGGCUUGGCACGUUUGAUACGGCAGAGGAUGCUGCGGCGGCUUAUGAUGCUGCGGCUUUGAAGUUCAAAGGCAAUAAAGCCAAGCUCAAUUUCCCUGAACGUGUAGCUAAUUUUCAAUCUCAUCAAACUUCAGCUCCUCCCCCUCGUCGUCAGCCUCCAUCUGAGGCGGUGCCGCUGCCGGAUUCUCAGCCACCAUGGCAGCCGCCUCCUCCGUCGGACGAGGGGUUUCCAAACCUAAUGCAGUACGCUCAGGUGCUUCGGAGUAGGGAUGAUGAUGAUCUACAGCGAGCUGCUUCGGGUCUCUAUAAUUAUCAGAGCGUUAAUGAGUCACUUCUUUAUGAUUCUUCUUCAUUCUUCUCACCGUCAUCGGCAGUGACUUCAUCUUCUUCCACGGCUGGGUCUGAUCAAUUUCACGGUGAACAAGUAAUGGGAGAUCGUGGGUUUUCGGGUUCUUAUUAUUUUUUUGAUAAAGGGACUGAUGAUUUUGAUGGAAGACACACGAGGUGAUAUAUAAUAAUUCAGUCAGAAUUGAACUACUGCAUGCAUUGGGGGAGUAUGUUUAUCUGUGCAGCUGUUCGGAUUAUCAGCUUAAUUCUUAAUUAGCUGAAUAUUGCUUGUCCAAUUGUUACAUAUAUAUAUAUAAACAUCUUUUCACUUGAUUGUUCAAUCAAUUGUUGUUUACUACGAACUCACAUGUUGUAUGUUUAUGUUUUGAAUGAGGAUGGAAUGCCAGAAAAACGAGUCUCUCACAUCAUUUCUUACUCA
Molecule: messenger RNA, 1329 nt
Organism: Neltuma alba
Lineage: Eukaryota; Viridiplantae; Streptophyta; Magnoliopsida; Fabales; Fabaceae
Product: ethylene-responsive transcription factor ERF112-like
Exons: 4
Coding region: 1-1071 (356 amino acids)
Biological process (GO): regulation of DNA-templated transcription; ethylene-activated signaling pathway
Molecular function (GO): DNA-binding transcription factor activity; DNA binding
Source: RefSeq, a predicted model, not a curated record